This is a messenger RNA of Penicillium olsonii, 2298 nucleotides long. The record is from the annotation of a GenBank genome assembly. Lineage: Eukaryota; Fungi; Ascomycota; Eurotiomycetes; Eurotiales; Aspergillaceae.
AUGAGCUCGCAAGGAGUGACCAGAAAGCGCCCGGCGCCCGGGACAACUCCAGCUGUUCAUCCCCAGAUGAAUCAACAUCCCCAUGGCCUCCCAAACUUUCCGACCGCCGCCAACCCUGGUUCUCAGCUCUCAAACGAUCAAUUCUUACAAUGGGGCCAGAACCCCCCCGCCAAUACCGUCAACGCAUCCGCCCUCUCCGAUAACUCCUACAGUUCUACCGCGUUUCCGCCUUCUUCAGAGGCGUCCGCCCCAGCUGCGACAGCAUCCAACCAACUAGCCCGCCGCCAGACGAAUCAGAAUCAGAUGGUUAGCAGGAAUCGCGGGUACGAACAGCCACCCGCCUCAUACGUGGAGAACGGGGGACCAAAUGGAAAUGGCGAAAGUGGAGCGUGGGGAGAGUCGCUCGAGGAACUUUACCGACGGGCUUUGACUGCGAAGAGAGAUUCGCAGGCAAAGAGGAAGCAAAUCCCACCGUUUGUUCAAAAAUUGAGCAGCUUUCUCGAUGAAUCCAAGAAUACAGAAUUAAUUCGAUGGUCCGAUGAUGGAAAUUCAUUUGUCGUUCUAGACGAAGAUGAGUUUGCUAGAACUUUGAUUCCGGAACUUUUCAAACAUAACAACUAUGCAUCCUUUGUUCGACAGCUCAACAUGUACGGUUUCCACAAAAAAGUUGGGCUCUCCGAUAAUUCAAUGCGCGCCAGCGAGCGAAAAAACAAGAGCCCUAGCGAAUAUGCCAACCCUUAUUUCAAACGAGGCCAUCCUGAUCUGCUCUGGCUCAUCCAGAAGCCAAAGAACGCAGGGAGCGGUCAUGCCAGCAAGCCAAGCAAGGGCGGAACUCGCGUGAAGACAGAAGAUGUUGAUGAUAACGACAUGGACGAGUACGUGGAAGAGGGCGCACCGGCAACCCGUGAUAACCGCGUGCCUCGACCUCAGCAAUUGUCACUGGUGACCGACAACCCAGUGCCAAAUGAACAACUUUCUGGGGUAUACCGCGAACUGCAAGCUAUUCGGCAACAGCAGUCUAUUAUAUCCACCACCAUCACAAGGCUGCGCAAGGAACAUGAGCAGCUUUACUCUCAGGCGGCCAAUUUCCAAGAGCAGCACACUCGUCAUGAGAACUCUAUCAACGCCAUUCUUACAUUCCUCGCAACCGUCUACAAUCGCAGUUUACAGGGGCAGGAUGGCACACAAAAUCUUGCAAACUCCUUUGCAGGUGCUAUUUCUCAAGACCAGGGAAACAUUGUGGAUGUUGGUGAUGAUUAUCUCGGCAACGCCCUGGGAUCUAUGACCAGCCCCAAUGGCCAGAGAGCAAUGAAGAGGCAACAACUUCUUCUGAAGGCUCCGCCCGCUGCAGGCGAUAACCGUGCCACCACGAUCUCGCCAGCAGCCAGUGGCCCCUAUGAAACCAGAUCUCGUGGCCACACUCGGCAACCCAGCGCCAGCCAGCCGGGUCAUGUGGAGGAGGUCUUCGAUCAUAGCCCACAGCUCGGGUCCUCGAAUCUUCCUCAAGGACAAGGCGACGACCGGGUUCCCCAACAGGACAUCAUGUCCGUCAUCCAAAACUCCAACGCGCGCAACGGGCUUGCGACCAACUUUUCCGAGUUCCCGAAUGUGCUCUCUUCCCUUGAAAAUCACGGCGGGAAUGUGCCGCUUACGGCAAACCAGCGUGCCGACAUGCUUCGACUCAUGGCGAACGAAACCGGCUCGGCCGACCAGCCCGCUGGUGUGGCACCUAACAACGCGCUGAUUUCACCGAACCCACCCCCAAUGCCCCACAACUACUCAGGCCGACUAGCCAGCACGCGACAAGAGAUCGACAAUCUUGUCAAAAUGCAAGCCGAACAAGAUCGGUCCGUCCAGAACUUGACCAGUCUCCUCCAACCGCUCAGCCCCAACGGCACCAUCCCCGGCAUCGACCAGGAUGGCAACGUGCCCCCUCCCCCUCUUGACCUCGACACGAUUUUCAACAAUGAUUACUUCACCGACAUUGCCGAUACAGGCUCCGGGAUCAAAAAGCAAGAAGACCCCUUGAGCCAGCUGGGACAAGCCCCAGGGGACGAAGGAGACACCAACGACCUCUUCGACUUCGACCACAUCCCCAACGAACCCGAUCUCUUCGAAAAUCCCCACGGACAAGCCGACCCAGCCUACAACUACGGCUUCGACGGGACCGGCUACGAUGACACUGGGCGAGUCGUCGAGCAGCUAACAGACAGCGAAGCCACCAGCCCCGCAGCACCAGAACCCCACGGCGAGCCCAACGACGGCGGCAGUGCCUCAAAACGGCGCAGAAAGGUCUGA